GCUCCCUACGGCCAAUUGAACCCGAUCUCGGCAAGAAGCAAACUUGUCCGUCAAUACCUAUGGCAGGCCAAGGAAUCAAGAAAACAACUCGGAGUCGUGGAGCAUGCCUGGCAUGCAGAGCAAGAAAACACAAGUGUAGCGGGGAGAGACCAAAAUGUGCACAAUGCGGUAUCAACAACGUGUCCUGUCAAUGGCCUGAACAGAGAAAGCGUGGUCCCCCAAAACACUACAUCUUAACCAUGGAGAAACGUUUGAUGGAAACGGAACAAGUUCUUGGCGCACUGCUGGCCCAAGUAUCGAGAGACCAGCUGGUAUCGGCAUUUCGUGAUCUCCGGGGACCUAGCCUUCGAACAACUGGUGGUGCCUCAUCAACCAACGACGGAACAUCACUUGAAGUGGUCAAAGGGCAAAAGUUCGGUCCCGUGUACUGGGGCAACUAUCCUCUCGACUCAGCAGAAGCAGUUCAGCAAUGGUGGGAAGACCGAACGUCAAUAGAUCCAAGCGAUGUGCCCACUAUGGACUCUCAGGUGUCCGAGGUUGCUGCUACAAACGAUUCGCCCACCGACAACACACCAGGUGGCGACGAUAGUUGCGGGGAUGAUGAUAGUGAAGAGACCGAGGGCAUGAGGCGCGCAGAAAGCAUGGAAGAAGACGACACCCUAAUGAUAAACCCGGAUAUGUCUAGAGACUCAGAACAGUACUCUACUAGGAUACGGGGUAUCGGAGGAGGAGCUGCUGGGUCACCAGUAGAAGCGGCAACGAGCUCUGAACUCAGUCUCGAUACAGGAGCGGAUGAAAGGCGGCGGGAAACACAACUGCCAAUUCUAGAAAGCUACGAAAGCGCGUUCCUUUGGUAGUUGAAUUCACAC
Colletotrichum godetiae is the source of this 869-nucleotide messenger RNA. RefSeq lists its product as uncharacterized. Gene Ontology annotation, cellular component: nucleus. The transcript is spliced from 4 exons. Bases 60 to 857 code for a protein of 265 amino acids. Lineage: Eukaryota; Fungi; Ascomycota; Sordariomycetes; Glomerellales; Glomerellaceae. Gene Ontology annotation, molecular function: zinc ion binding; DNA-binding transcription factor activity, RNA polymerase II-specific. Gene Ontology annotation, biological process: regulation of DNA-templated transcription. The record is from RefSeq and is a predicted model, not a curated record.